Polyodon spathula (Mississippi paddlefish) is the source of this 2802-nucleotide messenger RNA. RefSeq names its product NAD kinase 2, mitochondrial-like. Gene Ontology annotation, cellular component: mitochondrion. Gene Ontology annotation, molecular function: NAD+ kinase activity. Gene Ontology annotation, biological process: NADP+ biosynthetic process; NAD+ metabolic process. The record is from RefSeq and is a predicted model, not a curated record. NCBI's taxonomy places the organism in Eukaryota, Metazoa, Chordata, Actinopteri, Acipenseriformes, Polyodontidae. Bases 661 to 1941 code for a protein of 426 amino acids. The transcript has 12 exons.
UACUCAACGGGCUGGAAAGAUGGCGGCGUUUGUGCCAGCACAGGAACUUGUAUAAUUUACGAGAUGAUAGAGAACUGUUGCACUCUCUUCAUAGGCAAAAUAAAAAGAAGUAUUACACAUUUUGGAGUCGCUUGUAGGACAAUAACAUGCACUGUGUGAAGUCACAGGAAGUGAAAUCUGGUAAAAACAAACAAAAAAAGAAACACCCAUAUAUGCUGAGAACAAAUUACUUAGAGACCACCUGUCUGACUACUGUCACUGACAGAGUCCGAGCAAGGGAGUGGGCUUGGGACUGACCUUGUCUAGUUAGGGUUUCGCCUGUUAAAUACUGCUAAUGAAGAAAAAAAAAUAUGGAAUGUUACAUUUUCCACUGCAGAGUAUGACUACUACCUUUAGAUAAACAGCAUUCGAAUAGGAGAGUGUUGCCAGUCACUCCCUAUUUGAUUAUGUAAAUUGUAUUCUGAUUAUCUUUGAUUGUGGUUAUGUCUUGCUUCAUCAUGUGUACGGGCUGACGUGAGUGAAGCUCUAAAUAAGUUACACCUCAGCGAAAAGAUUCGACUACCGGUAAACCCUUUAGGGAUAUUAAUAAAAAAAACCAAAAUACAAAAAAAAACAAAAAAAAAAAACAGAUGAAUUAGUUUAGAAGAGCAGUGUGCAAUCAUGAGCUACCGUAAGUUAUUCGAUUAUGUGUGCGUUGCACGACCAGCUGUCUCUGUUUUGAAGUGGAAGGACAGUGUCUUUCUUGCUGUACCUCUGGUACUUGGAGUUCGCAAUGUUUAUACAAGUAGCUCUGAAGGUAACGCUGGAUUUAAACCUGCGAAAGUUGCUGUGGUAACAAAAACAACCAGAUGCGAGUUUGAACAGCAGAGAUGCAGGUAUGCUGGCCUUUCUGAACAGGAUCUGAAGCAACUGCUUGCAAUGAAAGGAUCAAGCUACAGUGGACUGCUGGAGCGCCACAGUAUCCACACUAAGAACGUGGAACACGUUGUUGACAGUCUACGAAAGGAGGGGAUUGAGGUCCGACUGGUGAAAAGAGGGGAAUACAAUGAAGAGACUGUCCAGUGGGCUGAUACCAUUGUAUCUGCCGGUGGUGACGGCACCAUGCUGCUGGUGGCCAGCAAAGUAGUGGACCGCUUUAAACCAGUUGUGGGAGUGAACACCGACCCAGAAAGAUCUGAGGGGCACCUGUGCUUGCCCGUGCGCUACACAAGGUCCUUUCCAGAAGCCCUACAGAAACUUCAGCGAGGAGAAUUCAGGUGGCAGUGGCGUCACAGGAGUCGGAUUUACCUGGAAGGAACUGGAAUAAACUUGACCCCUGUGGAUCUGCAUGAGCAGCAAAUGAGCCUUGAGCAGCACAGCAAGGCUCACAGGAUCAGCAUGAACUCCAGCCACAAGUCAGAGGAGACUUCUGGACCACACCUUCUCCCUGUUAGAUCCUUGAAUGAGGUCUUUAUUGGGGAGUCGCUGUCUUCCAGGGCCUCAUAUUACGAGAUCUCAGUGGAUGAUGGACCCUGGGAAAAGCAGAAGAGCUCUGGGGUCAAUGUGUGCACUGGAACGGGAUCCAAAGCCUGGUCCUACAACAUUAACAAACUGGCAUUCCAGGCGGUGGAAGAUGUUCUGAAAAUCGGCAACAGGCUAGCUGAGAAGAAUGUUACUUUGGACAAGGAGCAAAUCGAAAAAGUUACAGAGGAGUACAAUAAGUCCCUGGUGUUUAAUCCCGAAGAGCCCAAGAUGUUUUUCAGCGUGAGGGAACCAAUUGUUAAUCGAGUCUUCUCCAGCAGCCGUCAGCGUGGCUUCACUACAAAGGUCUGUGUCCGCUCGCGCUGCUGGGAUGCCUGUAUGGUAGUGGACGGAGGGACAUCCUUCGAGUUCAAUGACGGGGCGCUAGCCACCAUACUAAUGAAUGAGGACGAUGCUCUUCUCACUGUUGUACUUGAAUAGAAACUGCUCUGCCUCCAAACAGAUCAGUAUCACAAGGAUCACACGCUCAGGGCUCUUGCAUAACAUGGGGCAAUGCUGUCAUGUCACCCACUCAGGACUGUGAAGAGUCUGGGCUAGAAGCUGUCAGAGUACAAAAAAAUAAAGCAAAAGGGCAGGAAUGACACUAUCCACUGUACACUAAACAUUAUUUAAGAGGUUUUUACAGGAUUGGUUUGAGAUUAUCAUUUCAAUAUGGAACUUCAGUACAACAGGAAAGGUGUUACUUGGUUUCUGUACUACAUAUGUCACGUGAAUAGCACCAUUUUGUGGAGGUCAGCAAUUAAGCCAGAUAUCGGAGUCGCAUAUUUUGCUGAAGAUCUUUAUAAAAAGUUUGCCAUUUGUAUUAAUAGUAUCUGAAGUUCAAUUUGUCUGGUUUCAGGACUAACUAAUGCUGUCUUCGGUAUCUUGGGUCAUGCAGUCCAAGUUGAAUGCUAAUCGGGGUCUGUCAAACCAGAUGUUUAUGUCCUGGUUGGCACUUACUUAUCAGUUUUUCUACCCUGCUGAGCCAUAUAACUCUGAACAUGCUCUUGACUUGCACAGCUGGCCAGUAGGUUAAGCCUUAUUAGCAUUAAUCUACAUGGAAACGCUGUCCUGACGUGCAGAACAUUUUUAACUAAUAAAUGACUCUCAGUAGAUUGAUAUAUUUUCAACUGUAGCUUAGGUAUGGUAAACUUUUCGGAUCAAUGGAGUUGUGCCAUUUUUUCCUUUUUUUUAUUGUUUGUGGAGGUGUAACUGCUUUAGUGUAAUAUUAGUUAUAUAUAUAUAAUAUGCACACGCACGAGAACACGAGGCCGGUUAUUAGCAACCCUGAUAACGACAACU